Messenger RNA from Protobothrops mucrosquamatus (brown spotted pit viper), 1820 nucleotides. RefSeq names its product uridine monophosphate synthetase (gene UMPS). Gene Ontology annotation, biological process: 'de novo' UMP biosynthetic process; 'de novo' pyrimidine nucleobase biosynthetic process. NCBI's taxonomy places the organism in Eukaryota, Metazoa, Chordata, Lepidosauria, Squamata, Viperidae. The record is from RefSeq and is a predicted model, not a curated record. The transcript is spliced from 6 exons. Gene Ontology annotation, molecular function: orotidine-5'-phosphate decarboxylase activity; orotate phosphoribosyltransferase activity. The coding region runs from base 19 to 1449 and encodes 476 amino acids.
AGGAAAGCGCCAAGCGCCAUGGAGUCGUUGGCGACUGAGCUGUACGGAGUUCAGGCUCUGCGCUUCGGGGAGUUCGUCCUGAAGAGCGGCCUGGUCUCCCCGGUCUAUAUUGACCUCCGCGUCAUUGUGUCGUAUCCGGCGCUGCUAAAUAAGGUAGCAGAUCUCCUUUUCUGUUCAGCGAAGGAUGCCGCACUCAAGUAUGAUUCCGUGUGUGGAGUUCCAUACACAGCUUUGCCCUUGGCUACAAUAAUCUGCUCAACGAAUAAGGUUCCAAUGCUUAUACGGAGAAAAGAAGCCAAAGAUCAUGGAACCAAACGCCUUGUGGAGGGCACAAUUAAUUCAGGAGAAACUUGCCUGAUUAUCGAGGAUGUAGUAACCAGUGGUUCAAGUGUCUUGGAGACGGCAGAAGUCCUUUGGAAAGAGGGACUGAAGGUUACUGAUGCCAUUGUGCUGUUGGACAGAGAACAAGGAGGGAAAGCCAUGUUGGAAAAACAUGGAAUUAGGCUGCACUCUGUGUGCAGCUUGUCUCAAAUUCUUCAAAUCCUUGAACAGCGGAAAAAAAUUACUUCUGAAACAGUGGUAAGAGUGGAAAAAUUCAUCCAAGACAAUAUUUUUAAGCCAUCUGAACAAAAUGGUACCGCUCCUGUGAAAAGGGUAUGCAAAGAAAUGAGUUACGCUGCUCGGGCUGAGCUGCCAGGCACUCAUCCUCUGGCUGCUCGACUCCUCAAGCUUAUGGAGAAAAAACAGUCUAACUUGUGCCUUUCUGCUGAUGUGAACAGUUCCAAAGAAUUGCUUCAGCUGGCUGACAGUCUGGGACCAUCCAUCUGCAUUUUGAAAACUCACAUUGAUAUUCUGGAUGAUUUUACCCAGGAAGUAGUUAAAGAACUGAGUGUACUUGCUGCUCGGCAUGAAUUCUUGAUUUUUGAAGACCGAAAAUUUGCAGACAUUGGAAAUACGGUGAAGCACCAGUACAAAGGCGGUGUUUUCAAAAUAGCAUCAUGGUCAGAUAUGGUUAAUGCCCAUGCAGUUCCUGGCCCAGGAGUUAUUAAGGGGCUGAAAGAAGUGGGGCAUCCUUUACAACGUGGGUGUCUCUUGAUUGGUGAGAUGAGCUCCAGUGAGUCCCUGGCCACAGGUGACUAUACGAAAGCUGUCGUCAGAAUGGCUGAAGAUCACUCAGAUUUUGUUCUGGGAUUUAUUUCUGGGUCCAGAAUUACUGAAAAACCUGAAUUUCUUCAUUUAACUCCAGGGGUCCAGAUGCAAGCUGGAGGUGAUAGCCUUGGGCAGAAGUACCUAAGUCCACAAGACGUUAUCAGAAAACGAAAUUCAGACAUCAUCAUUGUGGGACGAGGCAUCUUAUCUGCAUCAGACCGCCGGGCUGAAGCAGAGGCGUAUAGGAAACUAGCCUGGGAAAGUUACUUGCAGAGGAUUGGUGUUUGUCCUCAAAGUUAGCUAAGCUGGCUUCCACUAAACAAGCCACUCCAAGAAGCUAGCACAAUUAAGAAGAUAAAUGUGUUUUGCCCACCAAAUAUUUUUGUAUGUUAAAAUAAAUUUGCCACUGAAGGAUUUGGAAGCUGCUACAAAAAUAAUAGCUAUGGCACUUCUUGACAUUGAAAUCAAGAAUCAGAUGUUGUAUUAAGGUGAUUCUGGAAUUCUACCCUUGCAUUUUUAGUAAAAAUUAAAAAAAAAAAACAUUCCCAGGCUUUUAAAACAACAUCAUUGGGUUUGAAAACAUCAGUGAUAUAAAAAUGGAGAGAAGUCAGAAAACAAGAUAUAUCUUCAUAUAGCAUAUGCACUUAUCGGUUCUUAAUUGUUUUCUGUAU